Funneliformis geosporum is the source of this 1437-nucleotide messenger RNA. Lineage: Eukaryota; Fungi; Glomeromycota; Glomeromycetes; Glomerales; Glomeraceae. The record is from the annotation of a GenBank genome assembly.
AUGCCAAUAAUUACUUCCGUUAUAAGAAAACUUAGGAAAAGAAAUUUUGAACAACUUCGACCGUAUACCGCCGAGAGGAUACAAGCUAAAAGUCAAGGUGUACCAGUUGAAGUAGAUAAAGAAGUUCUUCGGAAUGAGAAUAGCAUAAAAGAAAAUUACGGUGGUUAUGUCGAAGACGAAACAGACUUAUCAUUUGUUGAAAAUGACGUAGGGGAAUCACAGGAAGAUCAAUGGCAAUUUGAUCAAGAACCACAAGGAGGGACAAAAGUUUUAGGGAAGGCUAACCGUCGAAAUGUUGUCAGGUCUCCAACUCCACCAAAUGUAUUAAGAGAUAUUACCCGUGAAAAUAUUGAUUUAUCUACAUCAAGAAAGUCGAAUGUAUCACGAAAUGAGUCACGGAAUGUUAAUGUUGAAGGUCAACAUGUUUCUUCAUCCUCAACUAAUGAAGGCGACUUAAAUUCUGAAUCGGGUAAUGAAGAAGAAAUCGAAUCAGUAUUUAGUAGUAUUAAUGAUGAACCUGUCUCUAUUUCAAAUGAUGAAAGUAAUGAUCAUGAUGGAGAUGAAAUACACGGUGUGGACAUAAUUAGUAGUGAUGAUGAGACAUAUAAUUACAGGACAAGUAGUGAUGUUAUUUCCCAGCGUGGUUCAAUAUCAUCUCGAUCAUCUAGACCAUCUGAACAAAACUUGGUAUCUAAAAAGCUAAAAGAUUUGUUGCAAUGGGCAGAUACCACACCAGUAUCAUCACCAAAUGAUAAAAACUUUCCAAUUGAAAAAUAUUUAGAACUCUUUGAGGAACUUCAUAAAAAUAUUUAUGUGGGAAAUCCCUGGCCAGAACCAGCAAGAUCUUUAAUAAGGGAUUUGAUGAUGUAUUGGGCAGGAUGGCGACCUAAUAAUAAUGGAAUAAAUAAUUGUUAUAAAAUUUUAGUGAAAUUAAUUGUGAUUGUACCUAUUAAUGCGUGUAAUGUACCGGAUAUUACCAUCUUGACUCAAAGAUAUCUGGAUUUGACAUUACAGUUGCUUGGACGUAUAAUAGAUGAUACACCGAUAGACCAUGUAAAUGAAUUUAUUUCAAAGUUCAAUAAACAUACUAGAGUUUUAAUAAAUAAUAUGCGUUGCAAAGGGGUUCAGGACAAAGCCAAUGAAAAUAUAGCGAUUGCAAUUUGUUCGGUUAUUGCUUUAAUCAAUAAGAAACCAAUGAGCGAGUAUAUUUUAAAUAGGUUCACUUAUAUUUCAAAAAGAAAUCAAGAAUGGAUAAUAAGAUCUUUGAUGUUAUUAAACCAAACAUUAAAGAUGUUAACUAGUUAUGGAAAUGGCACAAAGCAAACACUUUUAGAUUUAUUUGAAUUGCUCAAACGAAAGUGUCGAGAUGGAAGAAUGGACCCUGAAGUUAAAUUAAAAGCAAAAGAAUGCUUGGAAACCGUAAAGGCCAUUAAUUAA